UGAACUUUGAUCGGGUUUCUUUCUGUGUGGCUCGCUCGUGGCUCUUCAUCGGACUGUAUUUGGGACCACAGCCGCUCCGUGAAUGCUUUUCCACAAGUAUUUACAGUGCAGGCUCAGGCCUCCUACAGUGAUAGGCCAGUUCCACACCUUGUUCUUCGGCUCCGUGCGGAUGUUCUUCCUGGGCGUCCUUGGAUUCGCCGUCUAUGGGAAUGAGGCGCUGCACUUCAGCUGCGACCCUGACCGCCGAGAACUCAACCUUUACUGCUACAACCAGUUUAGGCCCAUAACACCGCAGGUCUUCUGGGCAUUACAGCUGGUAACAGUCCUAGUUCCUGGAGCAGUAUUCCACCUUUAUGCCGCCUGUAAGAACAUAGACCAGGAGGAGAUCCUCGAGCGACCCAUCUACACAGUCUUCUACAUCAUUUCUGUUCUCCUGCGCAUCAUUUUGGAAGUCAUCGCCUUCUGGCUACAAAGUCAUCUCUUUGGCUUUCAGGUUCACCCACUGUACAUGUGUGAUGCCAGUGCUUUGGAAAAGGCUUUUAAUGUGACAAAGUGCAUGGUACCUGAACACUUUGAGAAAACCAUCUUCCUCAGUGCCAUGUACACCUUCACCGUAAUCACCAUACUUCUCUGUAUUGCCGAGAUAUUUGAAAUACUCUGCCGACGACUGGGCUAUCUCAACAAUCAGUGACACAAGUGCACAGAUAAAAUGACUUGUGGUAAACCUGUAUGACACCUUAUCUGCCAGUUAUACCGGGCUCCUGCCGGCUACGGCUGGACCUUUAUAAAACAGGGAGCGAACAGAAGACCAAAACCUCACCUGUGGUCAAUCAUGAGUAAGUGGCACUAAGAAAUUUGAGACAGUCCAACAAUGUUAGAGCUGGCAAGUCUGAAAUAACUUCCAGAGUUUAACCAUAACUAUAGAGUGAUGAUCCCUGGUUGUAUAUCAGAUAUCAGUGGGUCUGUACUGGUUGUGUCCAAAGGUGUUGUGUGGCCAAUAGUUACCUCUUACUGAACACUUGGGGAUGGACUAGAAAGACUUUUGGUUUUCUUUUUU
Maylandia zebra (zebra mbuna) is the source of this 1057-nucleotide messenger RNA. Lineage: Eukaryota; Metazoa; Chordata; Actinopteri; Cichliformes; Cichlidae. The record is from RefSeq and is a predicted model, not a curated record.